Molecule: messenger RNA, 555 nt
Organism: Ostrea edulis (European flat oyster)
Lineage: Eukaryota; Metazoa; Mollusca; Bivalvia; Ostreida; Ostreidae
Exons: 2
Coding region: 1-393 (130 amino acids)
Source: RefSeq, a predicted model, not a curated record
AUGCCUGGACAAACACACUCCCAGAUUAUAAAGUAUAUUACAGACCUCAGGAUUCUCCUUCUUCUCUUUGAAAAAGCCAACCAACAGGUUUCUGCUCUAGAGUCCUACAUCCAGCGUUUGAGCCAGAGGACCUUCAGAUCCACACUACACGAUUCCCAAGCCAUCCACAACCUCACCAAGAAGUCUGUUGCCAAUGGCAUCAAGAGAGUCUACAAGCAAAUCUCUGACCAAAAAUGGAAGAAAAUCACAGAGUUGUCUGCCCUUGUCACCCAGCAGCUGGACUUGGAACAACUACCAGAACCACCCACUGCCAGUGAUAGAAGAUCAAUACAGAUGGACAAGAUGGCUUCCAUCACCACCAAGAGUUUCUGUGAGCUCUAUAGGAGUGCUUGAAGAGCUAGCGUAAUGAUUCAAUGUGCCCCAAUGUGUUGUGUAAUGUCAUACAUACACAUUUCAGUGAUAUAUGUUUGAAGAAGAAUGUUUCAAUUUAAAGGACACAAGAAAUUGUAAUGCUUUUCUAUGGAAAAAGUACCUGUAGUAUAUGUGCUAAAUAGU